Molecule: messenger RNA, 756 nt
Organism: Prorocentrum cordatum
Lineage: Eukaryota; Dinophyceae; Prorocentrales; Prorocentraceae
Source: the annotation of a GenBank genome assembly
AUGGCGAACGCCUUUCCCGCGGGUCAGCGCGUCGAGGCGCUGUGGAAGGGGAGCGCAACUUUCCAGGCGCGGAUCCUCCUGACGCCCGCUUCCCCAAGCGCCUUCGAGGAGAUUGUGGGCCAAGACGCCCCGCAGUCGUCGGUGAACAAGGGGCUCCUGCAGUGGGCGUGCACCCCAGAUGGCGACGUGCACCCGCACUACCUGAAGCCGGGGGUGGCGAGCGACAUGACGAGCCUCACCCCAGUCGAGUCGACGGGCCGGCGUGGGCCCACACGGGGCACGCCCCGCAGAGCAGGGGCCCCAGUGCACGGCGAGGACUGGAAUUCGCCCCCGCAGGAGUUCGCGAAGGCCCUCCAGUUCGCGCUGGACAUGGACUUCAACGACGUGCUGCGGGCAGCUACGCCCGAGGCGGCGCCGGAUCAGAGAUCGACCAGCGGGCGCGCGAGAUCGGCAGUGCGCUCAAUUGGCUUGACGGCCGCUCCAUCGCUCAUCGGCUCCGAUAUUUGCAAUUUAGGGUCACCCACGUGCACUCCCACGGCGGCUCUACGGGAGCUGCGUGGCACCGAGACAUGCUACGAUAUGCAACCUGUGAAAAUGGUAGGUUUCAGCCCAGAUGAGGUGGCCCCUCCCGAGCGACGACCGCAGGUGCGACGCGGGUGCUGUCUUGAAGGGCGCCGCCCGUCUGGCCCGGGACAAUUGGCAGUCGCAGCCGCUGCGCCCCCGCGAAGAGCGCGUUGCCAUUCGCCCUUAUGUUAA